AUGCCGACAAGAUUUUUAUUGCUGGUCAUACUUUUUAUCUAUCUAUCUAUCUAUCUCAGUCUAUUUUCUAUCUAUCUAUCUAUCUAUCUAUCUAUCUAUCUAUCUAUCUAUCUCAGUCUAUUUCUUUUUCUAUCUAUCUAUCUAUCUAUCUAUCUAUCUAUCUAUCUAUCUAUUUCUUUCUUUCUUUCUUUCUAUCUCUAUCUAUCUAUCUAUCUAUCUAUCUAUCUAUCUCAGUCUAUUUCUUUCUUUCUAUCUAUCUAUCUAUCUAUCUAUCUAUCUAUCUCAGUCUAUUUCUUUCUUUCUUUCUAUCUAUCUAUCUAUCUAUCUAUCUAUCUAUCUAUCUAUCUAUCUCAGUCUAUUUCUUUCUAUCUAUCUAUCUAUCUAUCUCAGUAUACAUUGAUUUUUAUUGCUGUCAUACUUUUUAUCUAUCUAUCUAUCUAUCUAUAUAUCUAUCUAGCUAUCUAUCUCAUGAAUCAAUCUCCGUUGAUAUUUCAACUUAUCUGUUGUUCAAUCUUUCUGUUCAUAUCUGUCUGUCUAUCUAUCUAUCUAUCUAUCUAUCUAUCUAUCUAUCUAUCUAUCUACUUCAGUCUAUUCAUUAUCUGUCUGUCUGUCUGUUUAUCUAUCUCAUUCUAUUUCAUAUCUAUCUAUCUAUCUAUCUAUCUAUCUAUCUAUCUAUCUAUCUAUCUAUCUAUCUGUCUGUCUCAGCCUGUUCUGUUCAGUUUUUUGUUUCAUAUAAAAAACAUUUUUGUUGUCUAUACCAGGUCAUAUGCAGAAAGUUAA
This is a messenger RNA of Acanthosepion pharaonis, 780 nucleotides long. Lineage: Eukaryota; Metazoa; Mollusca; Cephalopoda; Sepiida; Sepiidae. The record is from the annotation of a GenBank genome assembly.